CAUCUGAUGUCACUGCCGCACCUGCGCAGCCAUCUUGUACUUCUCCUGCGGCCAGAGAGGAAGGAAGAAAAGCAAGGAUAAAUCAACCGUGCUGUUAUUCAGUAUAGUAAUGUGUGGUAAGUAAAAAGAGCUGACAGAAAGGCAGUGUGCAGCGUGACAGCAGCGGAGGGUAAACAGAGACACAGCAGCGUUCGCCACAGUGCCUCAGAAUUACAGACGGAGGAAUCAUCUGUUAUCUAGGAGUCAAAAGAGGAAGGAAAAGUGUCCGUCAGAUUUCCACCUUUAAAAAAAUACACACCGGCCUUCACCCACCAUGAAUCCUGAAUAUGACUACCUGUUCAAACUGCUUCUCAUUGGUGACUCUGGAGUGGGCAAAUCGUGUCUCCUGUUGAGAUUUGCAGAUGACACGUACACAGAGAGCUACAUCAGCACCAUCGGAGUGGACUUCAAGAUCCGCACCAUUGAACUGGAUGGCAAAACUAUUAAGCUUCAGAUUUGGGAUACCGCUGGACAGGAAAGGUUUCGCACCAUCACUUCCAGUUACUACAGAGGAGCCCAUGGCAUCAUUGUGGUAUAUGAUGUCACUGAUCAGGAAUCUUACAACAAUGUAAAGCAGUGGCUGCAGGAGAUUGAUCGCUAUGCCAGUGAGAAUGUCAACAAGCUGCUGGUUGGGAACAAGUGCGACCUCACCACCAAGAAAGUAGUGGACUACACAACAGCCAAAGAAUUUGCUGAUUCUCUUGCCAUCCCUUUCCUUGAAACGAGCGCUAAGAAUGCCACCAAUGUGGAGCAGGCCUUCAUGACCAUGGCUGCCGAGAUCAAGAAACGCAUGGGACCGGGAGCUACGGCUGGAGGAGACAAGCCCAACCUGAAGAUUGAAAGCACUCCAGUUCGACAGUCUGGUGGUGGCUGCUGUUGAAGAGCCUCUCUCUCGCACAUACACACACAAAAACAUGCCCUCUCUGCCCUCACAUACACACACACUUGCAUACAUCUAGGAGCAUAAGAACAGAAGGUGAAGAUGUUCUAACAUUCUCAUGGGAGUAACCACUGCGUUCGAAGCCAAAGCUUGAGGUUUAACUUUGGCUUCCUUGCAUGGAGUUUUGUAGCUUCCUCUAUGAGAUCCUGGUCCUCUCCUUGCUUUUAUACUCCUAGACUCACACCUUAUCUCUCUCAACCUUUGUCUUCUCAGACCUUGAUCUAUUCUUCUACUUUAUUCUCACCUGCCUUCAAUUUCCACCCAUAACCCCAAUCCUCUACAGACACAGUGAUUUCUGGGUCCCUAGAAAGCUACCUGUCCUAUGACCGACAGGUGCAAAUUCAGAAUAGAAAAGUAAUUGGCUUUUGGAGGACAUCCUAUUUAUUAUAUGCACAGUUGAGGGACGCGAGUGAGGAGGGAAUGUUACGUAACUAUGUUUGUCAUGAGGUCUCUCCCCAGUUUUGCAUUCACAGAUCCCACACACAAACCCUCGUACACUUGUGGAAGUUUCUUUGGAUGUUGAGUGUAUAAAGAAUGAAAAACAAAAAAUUUGGCAAUAUUAUAUAUUUCAUAUUCUGAUCUUACUAGGAUUAUUAUUAAUUUUAAGACUUAUUGUAGGUUUUUUCCUAAUCAUUAUUAUUAUAUAAAAGCUUACUGCUGUCAAAUGAAGGUGUUUGGCGGGGAGGGGGUGGAAAGCUUGAUGUCUGGGGUUUAGGCUGGAUGACUAAAGCUACUGUUCCCUGUUACCUCAUUUAGCUCCUCCCCUGUCAUUUGUUUUCAGUGUAUUCAGGAGCAGGACAUAAAAAAUGUUAAAUCCAUACUGGAACUGAAAAGCCUAGUGGUGGCACAAUUUUCUCUUCUGUAUUUUAAGUGAAAGUCAGUUGUUGUCCUUCGUCACUGGAUGCUUGGUGCAGUAAGGCAGUGGUAUACGUAAAAUUCAUGCAAGUUUUUUGCAGAGCAGUUUGUUUUUGGAUUGCAAGUUGAGCUUUUGGUUUUUUUAUUAAGUUUUCCUGGUGUCAUGGCUUUCACAUAUUCCACUCUGUGUAAGCUAUUCUGUCUUUUGUCAAAAUUACUGUAGUUUUUGGGUUUCUUUUUGUGCAAGAUGUCUUAGGUUUGACGUGUGCUUUGACAUCUUAGCGUUUUGACGAGCUGGUCCUUUAAAGAAUCUGUAUAGGCAUUGCGCAUGGUCCACUGUAACAACUCUGUGUUUGACACAACCCAUCAUCCCUACAAAACUGUGUGGUUUAGAAAUGUCUUUGUAUGUGUACAUAAAGUGUAAACAUACAUGUAGAGGGAUUUAAUUUGAAAUGUCCCAUGAAGGUGUGUUAAUCUGUGCGUCGUAUCAAGAUGGAGGAUGAUGGGACUGACUGGUCUUGGCAUAGAGACCGGAUAUGACCUCCCAUAUCCUCCAAAAAGCAAAGUGCAACACUCAUGUUUAAGUCCAUUUUUGCAUUAGGCCUGAAAUAAUCCUUAAAGUAAUCUACAGGACCUUCCUCUAUUUGGUCCAGACCAGUACAAAAAUCUUGUCUCAAAAAAAUGCAUUUUUGGCAGUAUGAGGGUUAUAUAUAGGUCAUCAGAUUAAAGCCCCUCUACUCUCUACUACUCAGUGUGAUUUCAACUGCAGAUAACAUAACAAUAUCCCUUUACUGAAUAUUUUAGGUUCAGAGCCCAUGAGUAGUCACAGCCUCUGGUGGACAGCAGACAGUGUUUUUGUCAUAUAGAAAGUGGAUCUAGAAAAAAAACAUAGAUGCAGAUUGUAGAGUUCACUGUUUAAGUGUUGACCUGUCUUAAAUGAGUGCACCAGUGUCUUUCAUACUGUAAUAUUAGAUUACUAAUAAACUGAGCCAUUUAAAACUACUUUUAAUGCCACUUCAGCCAUUGCUAACCUCAGAAUAACAACUGUUUUGGGAGAUUAAAGACAAUGUUUAGUGAGUGACGGGACUGGUGGAAUGGGGGUGGAGGGAGCAGUAGCAGGUUGGUGGGGGGUGUACAGGAUGGGGUUGGGUUUACUGUAUUUAGGAACAUUCCUUCUAUUUCAAUUACAUGUGAUGUCUGGGAAAAAAAAAAAAAAAAAAAUCUAUGUCUCACUUCAGACCUGUACUCCAUCACACAUUAAAUCUGAGUGCACCCUGUUUCCGACAUGUUCAGAAUGUGUUUUUUUUUUCCCCCAUGAGGCUUGCUGUUCUACUGAUUUUAACCUAUGAAUUGAGCUAUUACAUUGUGAUGCUGUGUGUCUGAUUAAUGGAUAUGGGCCUAGGGGCAAUAUUGUAGAGGGGUGGGACAUUAUUAAAAAUGGGGAGGGCUACUUCUGAAUGUGAUGGAAUUUUGCCGCGUGCUUUUUUUGUUUGGCUUUUACUUUUUAACUUUGUUUAUUGUUCUCUCUCUGUCAUUUGCACAUCUCUAUGUUGCUUUGGGUGAGGCAUGAUGAAGGCACGGGCGACGGUUGUAGCGAGCACCAGGCCGGUAGUUCUUCCCCUCUCCCUCUGCUUGCUCACUCUGGUGCUCUCUUUCAUAGCUCAGUUUGAUCAUGUUUUUCUUCUUUCUGUACAUAUUAUUAUAAAUAUAUAUAAUAAAAAGGAUCAAUGUCUUAA
Pangasianodon hypophthalmus (striped catfish) is the source of this 3570-nucleotide messenger RNA. RefSeq names its product zRAB1B, member RAS oncogene family a (gene rab1ba). Lineage: Eukaryota; Metazoa; Chordata; Actinopteri; Siluriformes; Pangasiidae. Gene Ontology annotation, molecular function: GTP binding; GTPase activity. Bases 314 to 919 code for a protein of 201 amino acids. The record is from RefSeq and is a predicted model, not a curated record. The transcript is spliced from 6 exons.